This is a messenger RNA of Amorphotheca resinae ATCC 22711, 2067 nucleotides long. RefSeq lists its product as hypothetical. The coding region runs from base 1 to 2067 and encodes 688 amino acids. The transcript has 2 exons. The record is from RefSeq and is a predicted model, not a curated record. Lineage: Eukaryota; Fungi; Ascomycota; Leotiomycetes; Helotiales; Amorphothecaceae.
AUGAAAGAUAUCCUUGGGAGCGCGAUGCGAAGGUCGAAACAGCGAAAAUCGCCCGCACUACAUCCUAAAAAACCAUCUAGAGAAACAUCACCGCGUUGCUCGUCCGUCUUGUCGGAUUGGGACGCAGACGACGAAGGAUUCAUGUCUUCAGGAGAUCUUGUGCCUUCAAGGCCACCCAGUCUAUCUAUAACCGCAGGUCCAUACUGUCCUCGACGCCCGACCCUGCACGAAGUACUGGCGAAUACAGCACCACCGCCAUGGACGCUCAGUGCCUUCAUGGCAUACCUCUCACAGAACCACUGCCUGGAAACACUGGAAUUUACCAUAGACGCCCAGAGAUACGCCCAACAUUAUAACACCAUGGUCGAUCGGGCUUCUCACAAUGAGACCCGGGAUUUGGAAUAUGUGCGUAUGUUAUGGCAGAAAUUAUUAGACGCCUACAUCACACCCAACGGACCGAGAGAGGUCAAUUUACCUUCCGACGUUCGAGACCGGCUAUUGUCCCUUCCUUCUACAUAUGCUGCACCGGACCCUGUAGAGCUGGAGCCGGCCGUCAAGAUCAUCUACGAGCUUAUGGAUGAAUCGGUUCUUGUCCCAUUCCUGAAUUCCGUCACUCCCACACGGCCUGCGGAAUCACUGAGCCUAUGGGGUUCCGACGAAUCCAUGACCGACUUGCACAUGGCUGCUCCAUUGGACGACAGGGCCCUGUCACGUUCUCGAUCUCGCGCUCAAAGGGAAGGCAGUCCGCCCAUGGGUGGGAAUGAUUUUACGCAACAUCACCUGACCACUACUGCAGGGCGUCCUGGACCCUCCCGGCUCUCUGCCUUGAUAUCUGCCUCAUCUAUCACAUCAGCAGAUGCGGUUGAUAGCAUGACGGAUGACAGCACUGACUCACCCUCACCAUCUGGCUCUGCUCUAGAACCAAUGACACCUCCUAAUACUCCCCCGACCUCCAACAUCGGUUUCGAGGGCCCAUCCCAUGCAUCUAGUCAGCGUCCUGUCCGACAUGAAGGCAGCAGCUGGAGGAAGAUGAGUGCCAAGCUAGGCUGGAAGAAGAGUCGGUCUGGAGCAAGCACGAGUGGUUCACACCAUCCAAUGGGGAGAGGGGGCAGCGAUGAUAGCGUUGGAGUUGCAACAACUCAUCGAAGGGGUCCCAAAACAACACCGGCGACACCUUUGGUUCAUGGUGGGACCACUUUGAAACUUAGUGACAGUGGGCCCUCACCAGUACUGGAAGCUCAUCCUGGCUCCCCUGUUGAUAUCCCAAGUUAUCGUCGCACUUCCCUCGCAUCAUCGUUAAAAUCAACACGUUCAUGUAGGAGCCAUAUUAAUCUUCCUCGCAGCGAGAAAUCACCGCGAAUAGGGAGAACGGAAGAAGGAAUCAAGAGGAAAGACGUGACCGCGAAAAGAUCUACCUCCACGGCGGAGAAUGAUGAGAUGAAGGGGACGGAACCCGUCAGAACGUCAAGGGGAACGCAAGUUCCUGCAUUCUACAUAUCCGAAAAGGCUCCCGAAAAUCAAAUUGCAAUCACUUCUAUGCCCGUGGAUGAUAACUGUUCUGUUGAUACGGCGAUGGAUAGCGGCUUGAUGGAUUUCGAUGUCCAACGCAACAGGGUAGCUUGGGUCCCAGCGAAUUCCCUCGCCCAAGAAUCGAAAUCUAGUCUGGCAACCACUACCACUCUCAUCGAUGAUCGGUACAGCCACGGUGCUUUGACCAUCGACACCAGCGUUGCGAGCUCAGCCGCAAGCAUGACGUCAAGCUUGGCAAGCACCUACUCGGCUACAACGAACUGCUCCGACAUCUAUGGUUGGGAAGAAGAACUGGACCGCCGAGCGAGCCUUGAAAAUCGCAUUGCCCGGGAGCGGGAUCUAACUAGACGGUGGCCGAGUGGAGGCAGGACGAUGGGCCCCCGCUUCCAGAGCGGCUUACAUGGAGCCCAGUGCAAACGUCCUGAUGUGAAGAGAAAAGGGUUAUUGUACAGGGUCUUGAGCCUACGACGCAGUUCGGAGGAUUGUGCUGGAUCCACCACCAGCCCCGCGACGGAAUUCCCAACCACUUCAUCUUGA